AUGCCUCCGCCCAAAAAACCAAAAACCGGCCGCACGUCUAUCGACCAGUUUCUCUCUAACGAGGAGCAGAUGAUUCGGAAUGGAUACAGUAGGGAUCGAUGUUGGUCCUACUCUAGUCGGGAUUCCACAGACAGUAUUCGGAAUCGAAGUGGAUCCACUUCCGGUGAUUCCGACAUUCGGGAUCGUACGAAUUCCUAUUCGGGUGAAUCUGACAUCAGUCGGGGCUCCCCCCGACAAAGCAUUGACUUGGAUUGUUCAUCGUUUAACGGAGAAAGUCGAACAGCAGGAUUAAAACUGUUAAGAGAAUUGAUAAUAAAGAAAAAAGAAACAGAAGAACAAAGAGUGCCUGGGAGUAGUUGUGGCGAACAAUCUCCAGUAAGCGGAAGUGCGUCACCAACGAACUCAAAUGCAUCCGAAAAGAUUCACGACGUUGAUGCGAAAUCUCCCCAGUAUAAAAUAGAAAAAGUUGAGAAAUUUGAAAACGAAGAAAAAAUUGACCGGAAAUCCACUCCUGAUCCGCUACCACCUGCCGCAGAAAAACGUGAAGUUUUAGUGGUGCCGACCAUUGAGGAAAAAACUAAAUCGCCCAACAAAAAUAGCAAUGCUUCCGUUCUCGGUAAGAAGAGUGAUGAUAAACUUCUAAAUAAUCUUGUGGCGUCAUCGCUGAUAACGUCACGUGCGAACGGUAUGCCAGUGACGACAGUACCAAGUUACCUCUCGCCUUACUAUUACGGACACUCGUCGUUGAUUUCAUCAAUGUAUACCAACGGCAUGGAAACGGAGCCACGGGAUUUAUCGCGCAAGGUGCCCAAGACUGAGAACAGCAUGGAGGCAAGAUACUUCGAUAGUUUGUCUUUAGGCCUAAGUGAUAGUAACAUCCAUCCGUAUAUGCACUUUAAUAUAAAUCCUUAUAAAAGUGUAUCUACAGCAAACGAAAAACAGUAUUUGGAGGCUAGAAAAAACUUGGUUGGUAUGUUGAAGGAGCCCCGUUUCAGCAGUUCCGGUCAUGUUGGCUACCCUACACCGCCAGCAGAAAAGGAAGUGACGUUUGGUGGGGCGUUCCCUUUCUUCGUAAACGGCUACGAUCUACACAGGGAUUCCCUUGAUAAGAUGACCCCCAAGGACGAACACCCGGGGGUAGGCAGUAUGAUGUCGCCUGGGAAUUACCUAUCAGUUUCGCACCUGAUGCCCCCAUCGAGCCAUGUUCCUUCAUCCACGACCUCCGACAUGAGGGACCAUGAAGGUUCCCUUCUCCCCCUCCUCGACGCCUCCAUGUCCUACGCCGGAAGCAGGAAGUUCAAGCAGCACACGAGUCCAACAGGUGCUAACACAAACAAGUUAUGCCAGGUGUGUAACGACAAUGCGUCAGGCUUUCAUUACGGUGUGUGGUCCUGCGAGGGAUGCAAGGCAUUCUUUAAGAGGAGUAUACAGGGGCCAGUUGAUUAUGUGUGUCCAGCAACCAACACUUGCACCAUCGAUAAACACAGACGAAAGAGCUGCCAGGCGUGCAGACUGCGUAAAUGUUAUGAGGUCGGCAUGAACAAAGGGAGUCAGAGGAAAGAUAGAAAGAGCUGUCUGAACAUGGGCAAGCAAACGACAAAGAGAAGUCGUGCGGAUUCCAUGGACAAUACCGUAAACUCAACAAGUGGAAGUCCAAAUCCAGCAAAGAGUCCGAGACGAUCGCAGACAUCUAUUAUACUGGAUAUUUUGGCCAAGGCGGAUUUGCCUACGAUUGAGAGUUUCCACAAUCAUAGUGUGCCACCCACGAAGGUGCAUUUACUAAACUCCCUUACUAAGCUGUCCGAACGAGAGCUGGUCCAUCUUAUCAACUGGGCCAAGAAUGUUCCAGGCUACACCGAUCUGUCCCUAAGUGAUCAAGUCCAUCUUAUCGAAUGCUGUUGGAUGGAACUCCUGUUGUUGAACUGUGCAUAUCGGUCGAUGGACCAUGGUGGAAAACGGCUGGCGUUUGCUUCCGAUCUUAUACUAGAGAGGCCCCAUUGGGAGACGGUUGGGAUGUCCGAAAUAUUUGAACAAGUUGCGGCUGUCUCUGAACAGAUGGUUCAAUGUCAUCUUCACAAGGAUGAACUUCUCCUGCUUCAGGCUACAGUUCUCGUGAACGCCGAAGUCCGAAAGCUGGCCAGCUGUAGUAAGAUACACGACAUGAGACAGUCGAUAUUAGAUGCCUUAGUUGACACCGCUCAAAAAUAUCAUCCAGACAACCUGAGACACGUGCCGUCCAUUCUUCUGCUUCUCACGCAUCUACGACAAGCUGGCGAAAGGGGUAUCGCAUACUUUCAAAAACUGAAAAACGAGGAAACUGUGUAUUUCUGUGACUUAUUAAAAGAAAUGUUGGAUGCACAGGACUAUUCUGAAAAGCGGACAGGUAAUGAAGGAGAGUGA
This is a messenger RNA of Ylistrum balloti, 2400 nucleotides long. Its product is annotated as estrogen receptor gamma-like. Bases 1 to 2400 code for a protein of 799 amino acids. The record is from RefSeq and is a predicted model, not a curated record. The transcript is spliced from 9 exons. NCBI's taxonomy places the organism in Eukaryota, Metazoa, Mollusca, Bivalvia, Pectinida, Pectinidae. Gene Ontology annotation, biological process: regulation of DNA-templated transcription. Gene Ontology annotation, molecular function: zinc ion binding; sequence-specific DNA binding; DNA-binding transcription factor activity.